Messenger RNA from Neohortaea acidophila, 2085 nucleotides. RefSeq lists its product as uncharacterized. Lineage: Eukaryota; Fungi; Ascomycota; Dothideomycetes; Mycosphaerellales; Teratosphaeriaceae. The transcript is spliced from 6 exons. The record is from RefSeq and is a predicted model, not a curated record. The coding region runs from base 1 to 2085 and encodes 694 amino acids.
AUGGUCAACCUCCGGACAUUAUCUCUUGCCUCCAGCCUCGUGCUGCAAUGCAGCGAGGCUAGCACUUCCAAGCCUUUGGUCCCGUUCGCAUAUCAAGACAUUCCCCUAGGCAGCAUCAGCCCCAAUGGCUGGCUACGCGCCGAGAUGGAAACCGAAGCCGCCGGCCUAGCAGGCCACCUCUACGACUUCUACGAAUUCGUGCACAAGUCCUCGUGGCUCAACGGCACGGAGGAGUACAGCGGGCUCAACGAGGCCUACCCCUACUGGAUCAACGGGCUGGUGCCUCUCGCCUACGGCCUCGACAAUCAACGCCUCAAAGACCAAGUGCACGCAUCGACGGAGUACGUGCUGCAGCACAAAGUCGCGCCCGAUGGCUGGAUUGGGCCGGAGAAGGGAGGGUAUCGCUUGUUGUGGGCGCGGACGCUGCUGUUCCUGGGCUGGACGAAUUUAGUUGAUGCGAAUGCCACUUGGGAGGAGCCGAUUGUGACGGCGAUGCAUAACUUCAACAAGCUGAUGAAUACCAUGCUCAAGGACAACGGGACGGGGAUUGUGCAGCAGGCUGAUGGCGUGCUGGACGCUGGGUACUAUUUUUGGUUUCGGUCCCGGACGCAGGAUAUGAUGGUCAGCUUGCAAUGGCUCUACGAUAAGCAUCCCAUGGGCCAAGAAGCUAUGUUGCUGGAGAACAUGCAGUUACUCCAUCACUACGGCUACAAGUGGGAGAAUUACUUCAAAUGGGGGACGUACAUCUACCAAGACCUGUACACCGUGCCGAAUCGACUUACGAAUGAGUACUUUCAAUUCUUGCACGGUGUCAACGUUGGAGAAGGUCUGAAGGCUGCCGCCGUCAUUCGACGCUACACUUAUAACGACAGUCUGAUCCAGACGGCAAUCGAUGGGGUGAACUGGACGAUGAAGUACCAUGGUGCAGCCUCGGGGACGGUCCUGGCCGACGAGCGUGAAGACGGCGUCAAUCCGUAUUACGGCUCGGAAACCUGUACUGCCGUGGAAGUCAUCUUUUCCCAAGCGUACAACUACCGUGCUCUGGGCAAUGGCUUUUUCGCGGACGGCGCAGAGCUGGCGGCCUACAACGCUCUCCCCGGUGCAAUGACUGGUGACUGGUGGGCACACGUCUACAUGUCUCAGCCGAAUCAGCCUUACUCGAAGAAUCUCAGCGAGACCCCAUUCUACGACGUGAACACCGUCGGACAGACGUUCGGUCUGGAACCAAACUACCCCUGCUGCACCGUCAACCAUCCGCAAGGUCUUCCUAAAUUCACUCAGAGCGCCUAUCUCACUCUCGGCGAUGCGGGUCUGCUCCACGCGUUGUUGAGCCCUACGACCGUCACCACCACCCUAGGGAACGGGGCCAAAGUGACAGUCGAAUGCAAUACCAACUACCCCUUCGACGACGACCUCUACUACACCGUCUCCAGCACCGCAAGCUUCGACUUCUACGUCCGCCAACCCGGCUGGUCUCCAGGCUCCACCCUGACCGCCAGCGACGCCUCAACCUCAUCAAGCUUCGACGCAGCCACGGGCCUCACGAAAACGAGCCUCCCAGCCGGCAAAUCCACCCUCAAAUACAGCAUCACGACGCCCAACAUCCGCACGGAGCCGCGCGCCAACGACACCAUCUCCGUCUUCCGCGGCCAAGUGCUGUACGCAGCGCACAUAGGCAGCGAAGUCACCUCCACCGGCCCGCACAACUACUACACCCAAGAACUGUACCCGGCCGACUACGCGCCGCCGCAGUCGCGCGACUACGUCAUGCUCAACACCACCGAGUGGAACAUGGCCGUCGACCCCAGCACGCUCGUCUACCAUGCUGCGAACGCGAGUGCGGCGGAUGGCGCCUCUGCCCCUGGCUCGCUGCCGACGCCGAUCUUUGCGCCUGGCAAUCCGCCCUUCUACAUGACUGUGCAGGCGUGUUUGAUUGAUUGGCCUCUUUUCUUGGGCUCUACGCCUGGAUGGCCGAUUCCGUUGAGCGAGAGGAAGUGCUUGGGCGAUACGUUUGAGGCGAAGUUGGUGCCGUAUGGCAGUGCGGAGUUGCGGAUGACGGAGUUGCCGACAAUCAGCUUGAAGUGA